Molecule: messenger RNA, 5345 nt
Organism: Hylaeus anthracinus
Lineage: Eukaryota; Metazoa; Arthropoda; Insecta; Hymenoptera; Colletidae
Product: LHFPL tetraspan subfamily member 6 protein-like
Exons: 4
Coding region: 606-1151 (181 amino acids)
Cellular component (GO): membrane
Source: RefSeq, a predicted model, not a curated record
CGAAGAAACGGGCGGGCAACACCGCGGCGGGGAAACUUAAUCUCUGGUGGAAGAAACUAGUUGGCACGGGAUCAACGGUUUUCCUCGUGAAUCGGGUUCUAAUACAAAACCGUCGAGAAUCGCGGCGUUACAAGAGCUAACCAUCUCUCUCCCCGCUGCUUUGCAGUCCUCCGGGCCUGAGCGCCAUUAGCUUCGAGUAAAAUCCUCUCGAAAAUGUACGCAGCGAUGGGGAGCCACUCCGCGGGCGCGCGAUUUUCGCGAAAUUGAAGCGAGUGGUUUGUCUCUGCUUUCGAUCGACUUUGCGUUUAAUUGGCCGUCGAAAAGUUGACUCGUUGCCGCGGCAAUCGGGACGCGAAACCGUAGACGCGAUGAAAUCGUUUCACUGACGAAAUUAGCGCACUCCAGGACGAUGUUUAACCUUCGCUCUGGGUCCUCGUGAAAAUCGGUUCUCAAACGGCAAAACUUUCUCUCUCUCUCUCUCUCUCUCUCUCUCUCUCUCUCUCUCUCUCUCUUUUUCUGGUGUGCAUGCGCGCACUAGCUUUUAUUCCCACCUUAACCCCCUUCGCGGCUCUGUGCUACGUUUCGUGCUCGUUUCACGUGGCCGUAUGUGUUUUGCAUUUCAGGGACGACUGCUGGGAAAAGCGGACGCGUACUUUAGUUCCUUUCGGCGCUGCAACUAUCCACGAAUAAAGGCGCCGAACGCUGCACCAGAAAUAGUUUACGAGUGCGCCAGGUACUCCAGUUUCUGGGACAUACCGAGUGCCUGGUGGCAGGCGAGCACCGUGACGAUGGGAAUCGGUAUCGCGAUCGCGGUGAUCGGCGCGCUGACUCUUCUGGCCGCUGCCUUGAGCUUUCUGCCUCACAUACUGAAGACACCCAAGUACACGAGAAUUCUGGGUGCCUUGCAACUGCUGGCUGCAGUGAUGAUAUCCGGCGGCCUGGUGAUGUAUCCCGUAGGGUGGGACAACCGGGAGGUGCGGCAGUCUUGCGGGAAGGGUGCUAACGUAUACAAUCUCGGAAAGUGUUCCGUGUCCUGGUCGAGCCACCUGCUGGUCAGCUCCGUGGCGUUGCUGAUGCUGUGCUUCGGGCUGAGCUUCUGCACCCCGCGACACAAGCCGUCCAACCCGCACACGGAUCCGCUGCGCAUUUGACAAUCGAGAUACUCGCAGUCGAUCCACGCUUAUGCCUCGCCGAAGACGACCACCCUGUCGUUCGUGACGGUCUGUUGAUCGUGAACCGGGACGUCAUCGUCGUCGCGAUCGAGCCUCUUCGUUCAUGUGGGUAUGCUCUGAGUCGACUGUCUGUCCGUCUGUCUGUUCAAAUGUAAGCGUGUCUCCGUAUUCGUGCCGUGUACAUAGCUCAACGCACGAUCACUGCUAUGUACGUACCUAUAGAUGAACGUUUUACGUGUGUAGCGUAGCAUUAACUCGAACAGGAAAGUUUCGACGACGUCGUUGGACGUCGCGUCGCCGCGAAACGCGCGGUUCGACCGGGCAACGAGUUCUUCGUUACUUUCAGGGGUCACAGACGUAACGAUUCAUGAAGUUGGAAAGAAAGUCCUUAGGGAAAUUCGCGCACUUUAUUCCUAACGUAACUCCAGCCUUUGCUGAGAAUAUCCUGUGACGGGGAAACGUGGUCGAGGAAGACGUUGGCGUGGAUGAUUAGUUACAGACCAGAUACCAAUUACGGACUAGUUAAUUAAAUGUAAGAAGUGUGCUCGAAAAUAAUGCUAUUCGCGACGGGCGCAUCGUUCAACAGGUUGUAGAACUCUCUACACUCCACGUUUACCUAUCGUACCACCCAUGUGCGAACCGUUUCGUAGAACUAUAAAAAAUCGCUACGUCUGUGACCCUCUUUUCGUGACAUUUCACGGAACUUCUCGAUCCCUUUCUUCCAAGAAUCCCAAGAAACCUAAUCGAUAUGUCUACGUACAUUUACUUCCGGACGUUCGAAGCACCGCGACGCAGGGCUUUUCAUUCCACCUCGCGACGAGGUGAGAACGUCUCAGGCUGCGAGAAAGGACAUGACGUUUAGCGGUGGUCGUUCCAGCGAAUGUGGAAACUUUCCCAUUCGUGGUUCUUAACCCUUUCGCGACGACACCGUUAGCAGCUGCGUCAUCAUUGCACGGGGAUGUGGGCACUAAACGGCUGACAGGCAAAGUUUCUCUGGCUUCUAGGAAAAGAGUACUCUAGACACCCUUAAUUGAAGGUUACACAUUUUCUGCCAGAAGUAUUAAGUGCAAUCGAUUCGAAUUUGCUUGAAUGAGAACUGAGAGUGUUACAGGAGUUACUUAAAAAAGUAGAUGAGAAGGAAAAAUUCCUAGCGCGCGAAAUCUAAUUAUCCUUCUGUCUGUCAAGGGAUAGUUGAGAAAUUUUCCAGGCAGCCUGGGUUAGAUCUAGAUUAGGCCCUCCGUCGCGAAAGGGUUGAAAACACUGGGAUUCUCUAAAGUCGUCUACAGGGUGCGCAGAAUUUUCCUAAAUUUUUUUUUGAACGUAUAAUUCAAAAGGUUUCCUAAUUUUUGUGUUUAUUUUUAGAUAGCUUUGUAACACAAUUAUCAUCACAAUUCUACUCAACUGAAUUAGAUUAAUAGAGGCGCAGCGUACGUACCGCAUUAAAAACACGAACAAACAGGAACAUUCCGUGCAUGCUGUACUACGAAAUCGUAUUCCUGGCAUCUCCAUCGAUCCCUAGCGAAGGGAAUUCGACGGAACCGAAGUCGUACGCUACCGAACCCUAGAUAGGGUUCAAUUUCCUAAUCCUAAUCCACGGCAGCGUCGUUGCGCGCGAAAACUCGGUACGUCGGACUCGAAAUCGUUUCGCGUUACGAGUUUAAGGGACCUCGUCGCGGGUAGAUUAAAUUACGCGUAGGCGUUCGUGUUCCUCGAAAUGUUCGCGGGACGCGAUUAAUCACCAUCGGGGAAAUUGAGCUCUCAUGCUUGGCAGAACGUACGAUCUAAAACUAAUUCGACGCGCAGGGAAACCAGCACGUACGCUUGCGUUCCCCCAGACUUUAUAGCACGAUUCUGGAUUUGGGUGAUCGGGUGAUAAACUUUUGAAUUUCGGGAAGAAAUUUUACAUAUUUAUCGAAGAAAAGAAAAGUAGGACACGGAGAUCAGUUUCCUGAAGAGAAUAGGGACUUGAAUCAUAUUGAUUCAUCUCAUCGUUUUCUUGGGAAAGUGUUGUUUAAAGAAAGAAGAAAUUGUUUAUUUAUAAAAGUGUUAGAAUGCUCCCUUAAAAUUAGGGGUUGUGGCUCGUCUGGGCGAUCGAAUGAGUCGUUUCCUUAAACCCAUACUUUGAGGGAGCCACUAGUCAUUUAAAAUACAAUGUUAGGGAAACGAUUCGUCGAGGUUUAUAUUUCUCCCAUUCUCCGCUUCUGUUUCUAUUUCCCAUUAAUUCACGUGUCUCCCUUCUGGUGUCUCGCACGAUUCACGACCCCGGCAUUAAAUACUUGCUGCAGUUAUGCGCGUAUUCGAAGCGGUAACUAUUUCCCCAGUCGGAGUCCACCACGUUUUGGCCGUUCUCUCGGGCUUCUACUUCUCAUUUUGCGGUCGGCGCUUUCCGUUGGAGAUUCACGUUUGUGUCUCUGCGUUUCCAGGUUCGCUUUCCUCCGCUGCGGUUACUUUCGGGCGCGUUUGAGAGGAGUACGCGCGCAUAUACCAUCGGCUGUGGUUCAUAAUUCCGUUCGAUGAUUCUAACGAUGGCCUCUGGCGAACCUUUCUAUCCGGGAGAGCUUGCUUCGAAUACCUUUGGUGGUUUUUUCGAUGAAAUGGGGUAAAUUCUUGUUAUAUAUGGCAGGCGUAUGGUGAAUAGUUUUGGAAAUGUGUUUCUAGUCCUCGUGGAAUGGUAGAUAUGGGAUUGAAAGUCCAGUCAGUUUCAGAAACAUUCAUAUCCUCUGUGUCUAUCGAAUGAAGCUUAAACGAUGAUUUUGAUAUUUCCAAAUAAACGUUUCAUUAUAAACAAGUACGCUGGCUGUAUCUCUGGAUUAUUUUAAAAUUAACAAAAAUGCUCGUCGCUGUAGCAUUUGAUCGCUGAAGAGAUUGAAAUAUUUAACAAAAAUACACAGAUAAACUCGUUCCCUCUCUAAAGCGUAUAAUUGGCUCCGGGAUAAUCUAGAAAUACAUUUCCUGUUAAUUGUAUCGAUCCGGAAUUAAACAUAUAUUUCUGGGAUAGAAGAAGAGAAGAAUUCUCAUUUGUUCGCGUUGAAACGUUUUAAUUUCCAUUCGGAACGGGGAUUUUCUGGUUUUCUGUGACGCCCAAACACGGUAUUGCGCGCCAUCGAUUCACCCCUUUCCGUUCUUUUGCGGUCGUCGCUGGAACAGUGUGUUCGGGACGCGGAUCGAAACUCUUUGCCACUCUUUGCGUAGUCAAAGCGCAGUUGCACGUAAAGUGAAAAGUUCCAGGUCCCUGCAGUCUUUUACACGGAAGAUUCCCCGCUACUUCCGAACGAUCGCACCGAGACUCGCAGGUAUAACAGAGACCACGAACGCAAGAAUUUAUCGUGCCAUGAUUCUACUAGACGCGAUGCAACUAGGGUUUCCACGCGUGGGCCGCUAGAACAGAAUAAACGUCUCGUAAGGAAACGUCUCGUAAGGAAAGAGUUGCGAGUGGUGUAAUAUACAAGGGUAGGUGUAUUGCCUCGCUUUAUAGGUAACAAUUUUUGUUAGUCACCAUACGUUGAAGGUUUUAUUUGUUUAAAAGAAAACGUAGCUUAUUACAACGAAGUGUAGGUGCCAUAUUUGCAGGGCAUAUUUGGAAAUCGUGAUACUAUUCGAACACCACUCCACGUUGAAUAUAUGCAAACGUAUUUCAAAUUUUAGCUACUCUACCAUACAAAUUAAUAUCACAUCGCUCCUGCCACGUGGCAUGUGAAAUUUUGAAUUCGUUAUUCCUACAAAACUAACCCAAAUAGCAGCCCAUUUUUAAACCAAACUCUUCGUGUUUUUCAACGCAAAGUAACGUUGGUAAAACAGAAUAGAAAUUCGAGUGAAAACAUCGGGUUUGCUCAGGUUCCGUGGGCUCAGAUGCCGUGUGCCAGCGAUUCCUAAUUAAGAGAGCGCCGCGAUUGGUCGCAAUUAAAAUUACACGCGCAGGUCGGACACGAAUAAUGGCGCGAAGGAAUUGAGGACAUCGAUCCUCCGUUCUGCGAACGGGGAACGAUUCGUGAAGGCACUCUCCCAUUGUUCCGGAUUAAAUUCGCGUUGGCGGAGCCAGUCGAGAGGACCGCGAGGUUCGUUCUGGCUCCACGCACCGUCGAUUCCUCGCGGAUGCACGUUCGGCCGGCUCGAUCCGAUUUCGAUUGCGCCCACGCAACGUCAGGUCGAUCGUGGUUCGUCGAACUUUGUCGA